Lactuca virosa is the source of this 957-nucleotide messenger RNA. The record is from the annotation of a GenBank genome assembly. Lineage: Eukaryota; Viridiplantae; Streptophyta; Magnoliopsida; Asterales; Asteraceae.
ACCAAACCAACUACACUCAUUAACCAUCAUGCACUCCUCCAUUCAAAUCAUCCUCCUAUUUACCCUUUUAUCAAGGGCAAACUUGUCAAAUUGCAUGAACCUCACAAUCAUCAACAACUGUCACGAAACCAUAUGGCCGGGUAUAACUGCCACCAACACCACCCUCCCCGGUGGCGGUUUCGUCCUGAAACCAGGCGAAACCGCCAUUUACGCCGCCCCACCAGGGUGGGGCGGCCGUAUAUGGGGCAGAACAGGAUGCAAUUUCGACAAAAACGGCAACGGCACAUGCCAAACCGGAUCAUGCGGUACAACACUAACCUGCACCAGCCCGGGCACCCCGCCCGCGUCAAUUGCCGAAUUUACCCUCGGUGACACUGCUUUUUACGAUGUUAGCCUUGUAGAUGGAUUCAACUUGCCACUUACGGUUACACCGAUUGAAGGGAAAGGGGAAUGUAGCAUUGCUGGAUGUGAUACGGAUCUUAGGGUUAACUGCCCACCGGAGCUAACUUUCCGGUUAGAUGGGAAAACAGUUGCAUGUCGGAGUGCGUGUAAUGUUUUUGAUUCCGAUGAGUUUUGUUGUAAAGGAAUGUACUCAAAUCCAGUCACGUGUGUUCCAACAAAUUACUCAAAGAUUUUCAAAACGGCUUGCCCGGUGGCAUAUAGCUAUGCUUAUGAUGAUCCCACCAGCAUUAUAACAUGUUCUACUACCGAUUUUGUCGUCUCAUUUUGUUCACCAAGGAAUCAGACACAACAAUGCUCGUAUCAUGACAAUAAACUUGUAUGUAACGGGUCAACAAGGUCAAAGUCAACGCCUUACAUAUGGCUAUUUUUCAUGUUUUUUUUGCCAAUUGUGAUUCAAAUCCGAAUUAUAUCUUGAAGAGAUCAUCUGUACAGUAUAAUCAUGCUACCUAAAUUCUAUGAACGAAAACAAUCUCUGUACAAAUAUUAUCGAGUAAA